This is a messenger RNA of Temnothorax curvispinosus, 3895 nucleotides long. It is a transcript of the gene Arl4, whose product is annotated as ADP-ribosylation factor-like protein 4C. Gene Ontology annotation, molecular function: GTPase activity; GTP binding. The coding region runs from base 1279 to 1902 and encodes 207 amino acids. Gene Ontology annotation, biological process: intracellular protein transport; vesicle-mediated transport. Gene Ontology annotation, cellular component: cytoplasm. The record is from RefSeq and is a predicted model, not a curated record. The transcript is spliced from 4 exons. Lineage: Eukaryota; Metazoa; Arthropoda; Insecta; Hymenoptera; Formicidae.
UCGGGUAGGUGUGUUUGGGCACUCGGCACUCUCGGCAGUUCCGUUACCGCGUAACCGAGUACAAGUUCCCUUCCCGUGGAUAGUUCUCGGCCCGGAUAGUUCCCUCCUCUCCGUGCGAGUGCAUACCGCAUACGGGAAGUGGGUCAGUGCUUGUUUUAUUUAUUAAUUUUUUUGGUGUGUCUUUUCGCGCCGAUCGCGGCGGAUUCCGAUAUGCCCGCGGAUGCGGAUCACACAUCCGGAUUUAACAUGGAUUGAUAAUAAGAACACUUUGCACUACGUUCUUUGCGUGAUGAGAUUGCAUUCGCCAUAUACGUAACGAAGGAGGAACGGAGAACGCCGAUGACUGGCGAGAUGCGUAUAACUGCAUGCAAUCGCUAGAGUACCAGGAGGAAAUGCGCGUAUGCGAAAAGGAGGAAAAUGGGAGACGUUGGAGAAAGUUUGCUUGGUUACCGAUGAAGACGGAAGAAGAUGUUACCUAGAAACGGUCCAGGGAGCAAGCAAACCGGAUUAUUCGGAUUCGUUCAACCUCGUCGGAGGAACCGGUCCCGAAAAGGGACCUAUUCUAUUUCUUCCGCCGCUGGCUGCGCAGCCCACUUUUGCGCGAGACAAUGAUACAUUGUUCAGGGAUUUGCCUUCGACCUAUGUAGACGAUGUAAAUAAUGAGCUCGAUCCGCGCGGUAGAUACGCUAAUAAGCGAAUUACCGGUUAUUCGCGACCAACGCUGGAAAGUCUGACAAAAGGAGGGUGAAAGUUUUUUUUUUCUUGAAAGAGAUUUCUACGAUCCACACGCACACGCAUACACACAUACACACUUCCGCAUGCGCUCGCCUACAGGGUGUUGAUAUAUUCCUAAAUCAAGUGAUUGCGAGAAAGAAAAAUGGGAUUCGACUGUAGUUUGAUCAAUAAAGGUCAGACCGAAAGUGACAUUGACCCUGAUCGAAAAUUGAGUCCUACUUAUUAGACGAGAUACUUUAGGCAGCGCACCUGUGUUUCGCGCGAAACCGGUUGAGAGACGUUAACUGUGUGGAACGCGCUUGCUUUUCAGACGAUGCGGUAGUGGACACAGCUUCGCAGCGGCGGAGUCCUUUUACGGGCAUCGAAGGUUGAAUUUGGAGAAGAGAGAUAUUUCGCGUGGAGCGGAGGGGAAGAAGGGAAUCUAGAUGCUAGGCCGGAUCAAAACGAAAUAGAAGAGAGAAAGAGCGAGAGAAAGAGAGUUCUUAACAGGAAGAGCAGGCGAGGACGAGAUAGGGGAGGAAAGAGAACGAGAGAGAGAGAGGGAUGGGUGCUGGGAUGGGCAGAAGCGGCACGACCGGCGGUCUGCUCGAGGCACUUCCCACGGGAACCCCGCUCCAUGUGGCGAUGCUUGGUCUCGACAGCGCCGGGAAGACGACCGCCCUGUACAGACUCAAAUUUGAUCAGUAUCUCAACACCGUGCCGACCAUUGGCUUCAAUUGCGAGAGAAUUCGCGGCGGCAUCGGGAAAGCUAAAGGUGUCAAUUUCCUUGUAUGGGACGUCGGUGGGCAGGAGAAGCUACGGCCGCUGUGGAAAUCUUACACGAGAUGCACCGACGGUAUAAUUUUCGUUGUUGACUCCUGCGACAUUGAGCGGCUCGAAGAGGCGAAAAUGGAGCUUACCAGGACAGCGAGGAGUCCGGACAAUGCGGGUGUGCCGAUCUUGAUUCUCGCCAACAAACAAGAUUUACCUGGUGCGAAAGAAGUUGGCGAGCUGGAGAAGCAUUUGGGAGUGUUAGAACUUGCGGGGAUGCCGGGUAGCGCUUGUAUUCGCGUACAACCGGCGUGUGCUAUUACGGGCGAAGGACUUCACGAAGGCUUGGAUACGCUGUACCAGCUGAUCUUAAAGCGACGCAAGCUGGCGAAAUUGAAUCGGAAACGGGCCAGGUAGGCCAGGGCCUCGGAAGACUGCACAUGCGUCUUCUGAUAUUGCCGAUCGCGGACGGCCUCUCCUUUGGCGACGCUUUCCACAACUUCCACCGCGUCCUCUCUUUCCAAUUGCGAUGAGGACGUAGCGCAUUGAAGAAGGACGGUGUGGACGGUGAUCACGAAGGGUGCGAUCACCUCCCUUUGACUUUCGCUCUCAGCGAGACGCUGUUGGAACUACUUGGAGCUUGCGUCGAUUUUUAGGUGUAUGUGUGUGUGUAUGCGUGUACAUAUAAGUAUAUGUCGGUGUAGAGCAUGUGGAUAUGAGAAACAGGGGAUUUUAACGAUUAUUGUUCCUAUUAGGUUGUUGCAUAUAAAUUUUACUUUACUAAAAAUCAUGAUUAUUGAUAUCCAAGGGUCUGCAGUUUUAAUCGAAAUAUGUUAAUUAAAAUAGAGUAUUCGUCGGUAAUCUUGUUGAUUUAUUGCUAUGGUGAGACGUGACGUAAAAUACAGAAAAAUACAGUAUAAAAGGCGUAAAUUUUAUAUUUACAAAUUCUUUUGUCAUACUGAUUCGUCAUCUGCAAUUGAUUGGCACGAAUUCACAAGUAAAUUUGUAACUUUGGAAUAAUGCACCCAUUGUGUACUGCUGUGUUACAUGAGUUUUAGUUCUGAAAUGAAAUUCAAUUUCACGCCAAAAUGGAUUUAUUUUGUGUGCAACAACGUAAUAAUUAAAAUGAUCGUAAAUAUAAACGUGUGACGAUGCUAGUCGACUGAGGGAGGAUCUAUCGUUGCGACAAAGGAAACGAGUCGAUGCGAAAGUGAAAUAAAUAAAUAUAAGUAAAUAAUUGUAAAUAAAUCGGGAAAGUUGUAAUUUCAUGCUGGCACAAAUUUCAAAUGCGAAGAUGCAUUUUAACACGAGCAACGAAGUUGAUCAACGUCGAAAAAUCUGUGGCAAUAUAAAUCGUCCUAAAUUACUUAGCGAAAUUGAAUGUCAUUAUUGCUGCAAGAGUUAAGAGUUGCCAUAUAUUUUUUUUAAAUACAAAGCAACACAGCAAUAUAUUCUAUUUAUACGCGCGUGUAAUCGGAUGUUGCUUAUUUCGUAAAGUUUUAUACCUUUUUGUAAAGACCUCAUCAUAUUUAUUAGACUUAUUGUUAAAGAAACAUAAUUGUUAUUACAAAAUUUGAUACAGCGCAGUUUUUUGGUAAACGAAUAUAUGUUUGCGAUUAAUUAUCUAUUGGAUUAUGUUGCUCAUCGAAAUGUCGCUACAUGUCUCUAUGAAAAACUUUCGAGUUCCUAAUUGCCCUGCUAUUUAUUGACGAUUAUUUAAUACCAAUAAGUUAUUGCCGCCGUCAAUGUCAUGUAUAUACAUAUAUAUUCUAAAACUAGGAACUUCUGGGGAAAUUAUUACGGACACUAAAAUACAUUUCAGUAAUAUGUGUUAUAUUCAAUAUACAGGUAUAAAAAGAUUCAGAAAGAAACCAAAAACUCACUUAUUUGCUAUUUGAUUUGACGUGGAAUCUCUGGCGUCUACUAGAGGAGAUAUAUGUAUAUGCAUAUACAUAUAUACAUAUAUGUAUGUAUGUAUGUAUAUACGUUAUCUCUAGCAGGAUAUUUUAUAAAAAAAAAAGUUGCUCGUGUAAAGAAAAAAGAAAGAGGUACUCGAAGGUGAAGUGUAUAUCGCAGUCUUCUUAUAAGGUUUAUAACGAAGGAAUGCGUGAACUGGCGCUUUGUAGCCAAGAGAUAACUGUCAUGGCAUGGUUGUUGUUUUUAUAUCGACUGUCGUUCCAAAUUCUAUUGUACACUAUACUUGCCCCUUGUUGUGUUUUUAUUAUCUCUGAAUAUUUUAUCUCGUGCUUCAAUCGAUCGUUAAAUCGCCUAUUUAUGUAUACAUAUUAUUAAAUAGCGCUAGCUAAGUAAUCGACGAUGCGUAGCGCGUUAGACUGAUACGAUCCUUUCGGAUAUGUACGCACGAGGAAUUUUUCAAAUAAAUGUGCUGAUUCCGUUACGUUUUCAAUGA